AUGUGGAAAGACUCAUGGGAGAUUAUCGCGGCGUUGGCGAACAAGGGCCCAGCUGUUGAACAGGAAGUCACCUCCGGCAUGGCCCUGCGCCGCCGCGAGACGUCCUCCUCUCUGCUCGGGUUAAGGAGGAAAGUAAAGACUGACAGCGAUACAACAAAGUCUGAAUGAAGCUGUCGGCGUGGAGAGAGAGAGAGACGUUAGAUAAAUAAGAUCGUCCACUCCGAGAGAAGAAAGGAGGACUGUUCCUAUAGAGGUCAAAGGUCAACAUAUCCUAAAAUAGAUCAGCUCACAGUGUGUCCUGAUUAGAUUAACCUUUAUUGUAGAGCGUUUGUGUCAUGUCUGUGUCUCUGAAACGUUGUUGUUGAAUCUCCUAAAACACUAAAGUGAAUUAAUUAGAAUUAUCUGGUAUUAUAGUGUUUAGACUGUGAGGUUUAUUAUCAUUUCUACAUUAUAUCUUAUUGUGUUAGCUCUCUUAUGUUGGAUUAUAUCAGAUUAUAUCAUAAUAUAUUGGAUUAUAUCAUAUCGUAAUGAAAUACUUCAUACCUCAUAUUAUUUUAGUGAAUUACAUCCUGAUCAAUCUUAGAGAGGGAGACUGAAUCAUGUUGGAUUUUAUUCAAUGACAUGAUAUUAAUAAUAAUAAUAAUAAUAAUAAUAAUAAUCCAUCACAUCCUUCUGUCUAUCCUAUAACAGUGGUUCUCAACUGGUGGGUCCCGACCCAAAAGUGGGUCACAGACACGUUCUGGAUGGGUCGUGAACAGCUGGUCGAAAAAGUAAAUAUUUAAUUCGGAUCUGAUGUUUGACAUGUCUUUUAUUUUGAAAAAUAGCUUUUAUUUUGAAGGGCAUGUGUUAUGUCCUGGUCCUCCUCAGUUUCUUAUUAAUUUGGCCUGAAUGCAGUAAAAUUACAUGGUUUUUUUUUGGUAUUUAUUUUGUUUAAUUUGAUAUUUUCUGUAUAAGGAACUUCAGUCGUUGUCGUCCUCAGUUCAUCUGCUCUGAAAUACACUUUACUCAGGAAAAACAUAUUAAUGUUAAAGGUUUUUUUUAAUAAUAAAUAAAUUUUCUUGGUUUGAAUUUUAUAAAAGUGGGUCACGACUGAAGGACCAUGAGAAAAUGUGGGUCCCACAGUGAGACCAGUUGAGGACCACUGUCCUAUAACUCACUAUCAUACAGAACCAUAAACCGUAUUUUCUCCUCCUGUCUCCCUGUUUGUCCCUUUGGCUUCUGUGGACCAGACUGAGGUGGGUUUGACUGAACCUGAACCUGGUUUAGCUAAUCUGUAUAACUGAGAACAUGGAGGGACCGUCCCACAGCUGCAGGUCGGCGCUGCUUCGGUCUACAGAAUCACAGGCGUAGAAUUAUUAAUGCAACCACUUCUCGCUUACGUACGUGAUUGGCUGUCCCCGCUGUCACUACAUCUGCCUGUAAAAGUUACCUGCUAGUUGGACGGGACAGUGAACGUUACCCGCAACCACAAAGUCUAAGUUGUCAACAUGUUUGGUUUAUUGUGUCUGGGUCACGUACGCUUCAGAUUUUAAUAUCAGCGGUGUCGUUCACAUUUACAUUUGUGUUUGUGUGUGUGUGUGUGUGUGUGUGUGUGUGUGUGUGUCUGCACGUGCUCCACAUGACGUAAAAUCAUGACUGCAAAUGCAAAAAAAACAAACGUUCAGGAGGACAACUCUGUGUCCCCCCCAGUGUCAAAACCAAACCCUCUCUCUUGUUCAGAACGACCGUGUGACGGAGCGACCGCACAGAAAUGUUCAAAACAAUCUCCCCAUGAUGACAUUUACGGGUAAGAUUGCGCCGCAGUGUGAGCACAGCUGAUCUUUCCCGCCUCUUUUGACGUCUGCAGCUUUGAUGGAGACUCAGAUGUUCCGCCUACGCAGAGAGAGAGAGAGGACAGAGGCGCUCAGAGAAAACACGGACGCUCUGCCAGAGAGAGACACAGUCAGCGGCUCAGUCAUUAGCAUUGCAGAUGUUAGCGAUAGGAAGUGUGAAUGGCCUCAUGCAUACAGCAUGAAUCCCGGCAUUGUCCCAGGACUGCGCAGUAGUCCUACUGUACCGCGGCGCUGGAGUGUGGGAGGGUCCGAGUGUGGGGCAGCGGUCAGAACCCACGGUGGGAUCCAAGGCUUUCCUCUUAUCACAGCCAAAUGUCAGAGUGAGGAUGAAGCGGAGCGGAAACAGAAUAAAGCAUAACAGGAAUAUUUCUGAGGCUGAGUCAGCCGCAUACUUCACAUUCACAGGAAGACCGUCCCAGAACUACAGCUGAUCCCACAGAAACAGACCCAAAACUGUCCUCAGGUUCUGGUUCAGACCCCAGAACUACAGCUGAUCCCACAGAAACAAACCCAGAACUGUCCUCCAGGUUCCGGUUCAGAUCCCAGAACUACAGCUAAUGCAAUAAAAACACAGAGAGAAACCCAAAACUGUCCUCAGGUUCUGGUUCAGACCCCAGAACUACAGCUGAUCCCACAGAAACAAACCCAGAACUGUCCUCCAGGUUCUGGUUCAGACCCCAGAACUACAGCUGAUCCCACAGAAACAAACCCAGAACUGUCCUCAGGUUCUGGUUCAGACCCCAGAACUACAGCUGAUCCCACAGAAACAAACCCAGAACUAUCCUCAGGUUCUGGUUCUGUUAUCAAAAUUGAUCCAACUAACAGACUAAAGACUCAAACUAAAAACAACUCAAAGGUAAGACGGACCAGAGUUUAACCCUGAGCAGAACUUUUAUCUACACAGGCCCAGAAUCACCGACCCGGGGCGCUCUUUAAAUUCUGACCCAGAACCAGAAUCUAGAUUCACCAAAUUUGAUUUCAGGUUUUUGUUUUUGUGUUUCAGUCAGUCAACAGAGUCAGGACCGCUGCAGGUAUUAUGGGAUACAACCAAGACCUCAACAGAGUUGGACGGUAUGAACAAAAUCUUAUAUCACAAUAACCUUAUAUAUCACAGUAUGUUUUUUCUCCUGUAAAUUUAAUCAAUGGUUUAAAAAUAACCGUCAGUACAGCAACAUUUCUACUGUAGACACUUUUAUACCGCCACAAUAAACAUGUUCAAAUGUGGAUCUAAACUCUGAUGGUGGACCUGGACCUGGUCUGUGGCUCCAUUAUACUUCUAAAAACCGCCCCUUUGGACCACAGAACAGCUCUCUGUACUGACCGGGUUCUAACAGGUCUGUCUCUGCUCUGAACCUGGACUCCUGGUAUCAGAUCCUCCUGGACUCGUCUAGUUUUGGUGCCUCAUGCAGACUCUGGAGGAACCUCAGUAUUUUGGCGGACAGACCGAGACCCUAACUUGUAAAGGGUCUAGACUGGACCCCGGGGUUCUGUACCACCCGUGAAGACCUGUAACCUGAACCGGCUGCUGCAGGAUCUUCUGACUCUGGAGAAGGUCCAGAACCACCAUCUCUAAGGUCUUCACUCCCUUUAGGUCCAGAUCAGACAUCAAUAAUGUUACUUUACAAGUUCAGACUCUGAUGGUUUCCACCGUCAAUCAUCUGUAGAGCUUCAUCUCCAUGACGAUGACGUCUGAUCAGCAGGUAAAGGUGAAGGAGAUUCCCUCCAACCCUCUGUAGUCUGAUCUCCUCUAACUUCUGUGGUCCCUCAUCCAGCCUGAUCUAAUGUUAGCUCUGCCCCCCCCCUCAGUCCUGACCCUCAUUAACAGACCGCCUCUCCUCGCUGCACGCUCCGUCAGCUCUGUUUGAAGUACGUGUGCGUCACUGUCGCCUUCGCCUCGCUGACAGAUGACCCCGCGACCUUGUCCUUCAGAGGAUCGAUCCGUACGAGGGCUCAAAGCUGCCAUCAUCAAACACAUCUGAUCCUGCUCACAGCUGGAGCUGAUCGAUCCGAGGAGGGGGCGUGGCAGAUGAUUAGCAUUAAACAUGUCUAUUGA
Xyrichtys novacula (pearly razorfish) is the source of this 3885-nucleotide messenger RNA. The record is from the annotation of a GenBank genome assembly. NCBI's taxonomy places the organism in Eukaryota, Metazoa, Chordata, Actinopteri, Labriformes, Labridae.